UUUUUAUUGACAAAACUAGGGGAACACAAACAUCUUUACAAGUGUAUGUUGUUGCUUUAUUUGCAUACCUAGAAUUUAACUAGUUAUAAAGGAAUCCAAUAAAAUAUUAUUCUACUCUUCUAAGCCAUGUCUUCUGAUUGGGAUGAAAUCAAACGUUUGGCUGCCGACUUCCAAAAGGCCCAACUUACGUCUACUCUACAAAAGCUAUCUGAAAUAAAUUGCGUCGAAGUUGUGUCCUUGCUCAUUCAAAAAGGACUCGUGGAAGUCGUCUUCACCAACGAUGGCAAGGAAUACAUAACACCCGACCAUUUGGAGAGAGGCAUCUUAGAUGAACUUUACGUCAAUGGAGGACGUGUUAAUUUGGUUGAAAUAUCCAAGUCAUUAAAUGUUGAUUUUACAAAGAUAGAACAUGUUGCAUCCAAAAUCGCCAGUGACAACAAACAAAUUCGACUUGUCUUGGGUCAGUUAAUCGCAGAGGAUUAUAUUGUGCAAGUCGCUCAUGAAAUCAAUGAAAAACUUGCCCAAAAGGGAGAAAUCAAUGUCUCCGACCUCACCGUCCAGUAUGAUUUGCCAUCUGAAUUCUUACAAAACAUCAUGGAAAAAUAUCUUGGAAAGAUUAUUCAUGGUCGUCAAGAUGCAUCCAAUCCUCGGACAUUUUUCACUCAAGCAUACCUUCAACGUUGCAAGUCUAAGAUGCGUGGAAUUCUAGCUGCCGUCACAAGACCAACCACCGUAGCUUCUAUUUACCAACAAAUUGGUAUUCCUGAAAAUAUAUUUCAUUCCUUGCUGGAUGAAAUUUCUCCAGCUGGUAGUGUUACCACAAAACAUUCAAACGCUCAAUACGUUCCAAAUGUGUAUUCCAAAAUGCAAUCGGAUUGGGUAAAUUCAUUCUACAAACAAAAUAGCUUUUUGGAAUAUGAUGCCAUUACUAAAUUAGGAAUAUCUGAUGCUAAACAAUUUAUAAAGCAAUAUUUUCCAAACGAAGAGAUGGUUUAUUUGAAGAAAUGUGCUGUUGGAUCGAAAAUAAUCGAUCUAACACUCGUUUCGGCUCUGAAUGAAUGUAAAGCAACUAAUAGCUAUGUUGAUUUGUCGACUAUUCUUCCAUCAAAUAUGUACGACGAAGACAUAGAAGAGUUAUUCCAGACAACACUUUCUACUCGCAAUAUUCCAAAUAAUUUUGUUUAUUUAGAAAAUAUUGUGUUUUCAAAUCAAUAUUUAGCAGAAGUUUUAAAGCCUUGUCAAGAUUUGGCAAUGGUGAAUGCAAAAAAAUCAAUUGAAAGUGGUUUUUAUCAGCAACACAUUGCAGAGAAACAGGCUUCGUCUAAGAAGAAUGAUGGACCUGAAACGGAUUAUGACUUGAAGGCAGAUAAACGGGACGAACGUCGUAAGAAAGGAUCUUCGGCUAAGGGUGGAGGUGGAGGAGGUAAUACUCAAGGAAGAGAGAUUAAAACCAAAUCGAACAAAAAACCUAAACAUUAUGGAAAGAGCGGCGGUAAGGAAGAUAUUGAUUCUGACAACCGACAGGACAGCAAGUCAAACAAAUCUCUGCUCCUCGUUAAACCAGAAGAAAUGGAAAAAAUCAUUGGAAAAACACUUGAGGAAGAAGGCAUUGAUCACCUUAGCGGAGUUAUCACAGCACUUUAUGAGAAUGAAAUUAAUGAUAAAGCCAUUCAAGAAGCCCAAAGACUCUUCGAAAUGACAUCACAAACUAAUCGACGACAAACUCUUGCAUUGUUGCAAGAGAAAAUCAAUACAUUAUUGGUUGAUAUUCGUUUGUAUGAAAAAGGCUUAAAAGUCUUUCCUGUUGAUGUGCAAUCACAAAUACUUAAAUAUUUGAUGAAAACUCUAGGAAAUGAUAUAUGCCAAGAGCUUACAGUCUAUGUGGCAAAUGAAUGUAAUUUGAAUUUAAAAUGCGCCAACAAUCUUAAUAUUGACCAAAGGAAUAAGAUUGCCCAGGAAUGCGAUCCGGAAUACAAAACGCCAUUAAUUGAGUUAAACAAAGCUCUGAACAAAACAAUUGAUGAAUUUGUGUUAGCCACGGAGGAAGUUCUUAAAGCAUGUGGGAUGGUAAUAAAAAAAGUGGAUAAGAAAAAGGAUCGUAUAUUGAUAGUUCAACAUAAAGAGAAAUUGUUACAACAGUUGGAUGAGACCGAGGAUCAUGCGAUGGUACUGCAUUUAACAUCUUUGAUUGUCUUUAUCACUGUAACGGGAUGUAUUUUACAUGCAUCUGGUCGAUUUGUUUCGCAAAUUCUUGCAUAUUUACGACCCAAUAUGAGUUCUGAACAAAAUGAUUUGCUAAUGCAAAGUCAUGAUCUUGUUUUGAAAAUGUUGCAAUUGGAUAGUGCAUCUGAUGAAUAUAAGACCUUAAGUCAACAAUUAAACUCAAUUCAAGGGGAAAUUAAAGGUUUGGCUAAGUCAUAUACAAAACCAGGGGUAACGAAAGCUGAUUAAGUGAUUUGUUAUAUAAUUUUUUUAAAGAUAUUUGUUGCAAUUUUUAAUUAUAUUUUAAAAGUUUAAAUAUUUUUAUUAUAAUGUAAUAUUAUCUUUUGUUUAUAUUUUCCUUCUUAAUAAAAACUUAACCAAA
Molecule: messenger RNA, 2584 nt
Organism: Episyrphus balteatus (marmalade hoverfly)
Lineage: Eukaryota; Metazoa; Arthropoda; Insecta; Diptera; Syrphidae
Gene: Ufl1
Product: E3 UFM1-protein ligase 1 homolog
Exons: 4
Coding region: 127-2451 (774 amino acids)
Biological process (GO): protein K69-linked ufmylation; regulation of proteasomal ubiquitin-dependent protein catabolic process; response to endoplasmic reticulum stress
Cellular component (GO): endoplasmic reticulum membrane
Molecular function (GO): UFM1 ligase activity
Source: RefSeq, a predicted model, not a curated record